Scylla paramamosain (green mud crab) is the source of this 7383-nucleotide messenger RNA. It is a transcript of the gene AdamTS-A, whose product is annotated as A disintegrin and metalloproteinase with thrombospondin motifs 9-like. The record is from RefSeq and is a predicted model, not a curated record. Gene Ontology annotation, cellular component: extracellular matrix. Gene Ontology annotation, biological process: proteolysis; extracellular matrix organization. NCBI's taxonomy places the organism in Eukaryota, Metazoa, Arthropoda, Malacostraca, Decapoda, Portunidae. Gene Ontology annotation, molecular function: metalloendopeptidase activity; zinc ion binding.
UCGAGUUACUUGGAUUACAACAGAUCGCCUCUCUCUUCUAUACAACUUGGAAAUAGUCAAGAAAAGGAAAGAGUUAAAAGAUUCUUGGUGUCUCGCAAGUAUAACAUUGAGGUGGUGGUGGUGGUGGACGAGAAGAUGUCGAUUUAUCACGGCAACCAGCUGGACCAGUACAUCCUCACCCUGAUGUCUGUGGUGGCGCUGAUCUUCCGUGACGUCAGCGUGGGGCACCGUCUUGACAUCUCAGUAGUAGAGAUCAUAAAGGAAAAGACACAAUUCUACUCUAAAAAGAAGUACCAGCAGGAUAACAUGUCAGAGGUCCCGGGGCGUUCCGCAGAGGAGAUGCUGAAAACAUUUUGCAAGUGGCAGCAGCAUUCCCUCCAGCGGAACGCCAGCCACCCCCGACGGUACGACACGGCACUUCUGCUCACCAGAGAGAAUAUUUGCCGGAAUCCGUGGACGAAGAGCUGUGAUACCCUGGGAUUGGCGGAGCUGGGUACUAUGUGUUCUCAACAUGCUUCGUGUGCUAUUGUGCAGGAUAAUGGACUGUCCGCUGCCUUCACCAUUGCUCAUGAACUGGGGCACCUGAGUAGUAGUUGUAGUUGUAGUUGUAGUUGUAAUAGCAAGAAAAACAGUCAUUUCAACCAAGAAAUCAAAAGAAAACUAAAAAUUUCUCAAAAAACACAUUCGCAUCGCAUUCAGGCCCUUCUAGAUCUUUUAACCUUCCCCUUGUCCGCUGCCUUCACCAUUGCUCAUGAACUGGGGCACCUACUCAACAUGCCCCACGACAACGACGAUAAAUGCGGCCACGGAAGCACAGGAACCUUGAAAGGGACGCAGAAGGAGGCGAUCAAGAAGGAACCCACAAUGAACGUUAUGAGUCGGAUGCUGGAUCACAACACGUUGCCUUGGGAGUGGUCAGACUGCUCCAGACGAUACCUCACCGACUACCUGCACGGCGGCCACGGGGUCUGCCUGGAAGACGACCCUGCCACAAACAAGUUGGUUGAUGGGGAGUAUGAAUUUACAUUUGCUGGGGAGCUGUUCAACGCCAGCCGUCAGUGCCAGUAUGUCUUUGGCCACGCCUCCAGGAUUUGCCCCUACAUGCCACCGUGCAAGAGGCUGUGGUGCACAACUAGUGAAGACGAGAAGGAAGGGUGCCGGACACAGCAUAUGCCGUGGGCUGACGGGACUGACUGCGGCUACGACAGUUGGUGUCUAAAGGGGCACUGUGUGAAGAGAGACCGGAGCAUUACUAGGAAAAUUCACGGUCACUGGGGCGCCUGGCUACCAUGGAGCGAUUGUUCACGGACCUGUGGCGUGGGCGUUCGAAGCUCCACGCGCCGCUGUGACUCCCCUACGCCUCAAUACGGAGGAAAUUACUGCACAGGAGAGAGAGUGAAAUAUGAAUCUUGUAUUGGAAAGCCGUGUCCAGCUGGAGCUAUUGACUUCAGGACACAGCAAUGCCACGCCUUCAAUAACAGGAACUUUGGCCUCUCUGAUAUCCCAGAAGACGUGGUGUGGGUCCCCAAGUAUACUGGCAUCUCCCGCGAGGACAGCUGCCAAUUAUUCUGCCAGGUGUCCAAUAGGCCUCUCACAGCCUACUACAAGCUGAGGGACAAGGUGGAGGACGGGACUCUAUGCGGCCCAGGGACUUUUGAUAUCUGUGUGACCGGGGAGUGUCGAAAGGCAGGAUGCGACUUCAUUCUUAACUCAAACGCCACUGCUGACGUGUGUGGCGUGUGUCGCGGGGACAACUCAACUUGCGAGGUCACGUCAGGCUCCUUCGAUGAGUCCUUCCCCUACGGCUAUUCUGAUGUGGUGGUGCUGCCAGAGGGCGCCGCCAUGGUGGAGGUGACCCAGCAAGCCUACCAUGGCCUGGCCACUGAUGAUAACUACCUGGCCGUCGUGGACCCAGAGACGGGGGAGUACCUUCUUAACGGGGGCUCAGUGGUGACCCCCUUCAGUAAGCUGGUGGCAGUGGGCAGUACACUUCUGCAGUACAGUGGUUCCAGUGUCACUAUGGAGAGACUCAAUGCCACAAACCCACUGGAGAAGAAAUUAUUAGUCCAGAUCCUCUCAGUUGGUGACCUUAACCCCCCCCACAUCAAGUUCAGUUAUAUCAAGUCGACUCUUCACCACGAUCCCAAUUAUUUCUGGAAGCUUGGGGAUUGGACGGAAUGCUCCAACUCUUGUGAUGGUAAGUCUCGGGGGGUGGUUGGGGGGGUGCGGGGGCGAGCGAGAGAGCGGGUGGCCUUCUGCGUGAGGACAGCUGACGGAGUGCGGGUUCGAGAUGACCUUUGCUCCUCCCACCACCGCCUUCUCACGCAAAGAGAGCCCUGUUCCUCCACCUGCCCUGUCCACUGGGAGUACACUGAUUGGUCGAAGUGCGAGGUGUUGCAUGGGGGUGGGUGCGUGCGGCGGAGGGAGGCGUUGGGGUGCGUGACGGCGCGGCGGGUGGGCGUGGCACCUCAUCACUGUGCUGCGGAAGACAAAUAUGAAGAGGACUCCUGCAGUGCCCACGAGUGUCCCGCCUGGCACUAUGCAAACGACUGGGCGCCCUGCCGCCUCCGCCACGCCUCCCGGGGAUGUGGGCGUGGGAAAGAGGAACGCCUGGUGGUUUGCAGGGACACCAAUGGGACCACGCUCGGUGAGGACAGGUGCCACGCCCCUGACCGCCCCACCAGCAGCCGCCCAUGCAAGGUUCCCUGUGGGCGUGGGCGUGGGCGUGGCAACAGACGUCACCACGGGCGCCUUAACCGGUCACAAAGAUAUAAGUGGAAGGCUGGACGUUGGUCAGCGUGUUCGGAGCCUUGCGGACGCGGCAUAAAAUUUCGGAACGUCUCUUGUGUGGAUACGGAACGGAACGGACAGCGCGUUCACUACGAGUACUGUGCCCGCCAAGGACUUGCUGACCGGAAGUUUACAAGGCGUUGUAACGUGCAGGCCUGUCCGUGGCAGUGGCUGGCCGCGCCCUGGUCUAAGUGCUCAGAGGUGUGUGGGCCGGGCAGGGAGACACGGGAGGUCACUUGCCACGCCGUGAACAACCUGGGAUGGGUCGACCCCCUCCCCUCCCCCCACAGCUCCUGCCCUGCCAAGACGAAGCCGCGCGCACAGAGACGAUGCAAGUUAGGAGACUGUGGGGCGCCUUAUCUGUGGAGGACUAAGCCGUGGAAGUCUUGCCAGGCAGUGUGCGGGCGGCGCGGCAGGCAGAGGCGCACCGUACUGUGUGUCACGCGGGCGGGGGUGAGGGUCGCACGCCACCUGUGCCCAAGGGAGGACCGCCCCCGGAGGAAGCAGCGAUGUAUGGGCGCCCCCUGUGGGUUCACCUCUUGUGCCCAGGUGCGAGAGUCCCUGGGGAGUGCAGAGGGUAGUGAUGGCGAAUACAUGCUUCUGGUUGGUGGACGCAAUAUGAGUAUCUACUGCCAGGGGAUGAACAGCACCCACGCCCCUCCUGCAGAGUACCUCACCCUGCCUGCGGGGGAAGAAGGAAAUUUUGCUGAGAUUUACGAUAAGAUCCUGAUUCAGCCUUCCACCUGCCCCCACGGAGGAGAGAGGAGGAGAGACUGUGCAUGCGUGGAGGACCUCACCCACAAAGGCUACACAGUGUUCUCCAAGAUAAGGCUAAACGUCACGACCCUCUCUGUUGACACUUACGAUUUCACAUUUGCGCGGGCGGUGGGAGGACGCCUGGUGAGCUACGGGGAGGCUGGGGACUGCUUCAGCAUGGCGUCAUGUCCACAAGGGGAGUUUUCAAUCAAUUUAUCCGGAACCCCCUUGGCUGUCUCCCCACAAACGCGCUGGGAGGCAAAAGGUAGCCAUGCAUCACACCAGAUUAAAAGGCUUGAUGAUAACCAGCGAGUUCUCGGCCGGUGUGGGGGUUACUGUGGUACCUGCUCUCCUCAUCCCUCCUCGGGUCUUCGCCUGUCUGUGGCCACUUUACAGCCCCUAUAAAUGCCACGCCCAUCCCCACACCCCCAACAGGGACCAGCUCUCACUCCUGCACUGUCUGGCACUGUCUGGCACCCUAGAACACGCUAAUUUGGCAUCUUUUUGGCAGUUUUUGUUUUCGGUGCCUCCCCCAUGUCCCCCGUUUCGUGGUCUCGUUUGUUUACAUUUGGUUUGAGAGUUUUUCAACACCUUUGGUAGGCUUUACAAGGGUGCCAGGGUGUGGAGAGGUAGAAAAAGGAUGGCUCUAUCAGCUGGCACUGUCGCUACCCCCUUGUGACUCCUAGUUUCACCCUAAAAGUGUCCUAAAGUUAGGUAAUGUUCGGCUAAAAAGACAUUUUUUGUGGUUGUCUAAAUUUGAGUGGUGCUAUUUUGAAAGUGUUUUGGGCACUUUUGGCAGGGUUUGGGAGGGUGCCAGGGUGCGGAGAGGUAGAGCAAGGGUGGCUCUAUCAUGUGGGGCUGUCGCUACACCCUUACAACCCUUAGUUUCACCCUGAUAAUGGUCUGAAUUUAGGUGAUGCUUGUCAGAGGAUGAAAAAUGUUUUGUGGAGUGUUUAGGCACUGGAAGGGUUCACAAGAGUGCCAGGGUGUCAAGAGGUACAGAAAUGGUGGCUCUAUCAUGUGGGGCUGUCGCUACACCCUUACAACAUUCAGUUUCACCCUAAAAGUGCCUAAAACUGGUAAUUAGCUGGAAUAUGACAGGAUUGUGACGGAUUUAGGGUGUUUUGGGUUAAUUUGGGAGGUUUUUAGGGUGUUUUUGGGCAGGGUGUAGGGUGCCAGGGGCCAGGGGAGGGUGCCACAGGGGACGUAGGAGAUGCAGGCACUAGGGUGAAGCCAGCAGUGCCAAGGAAUUGCUUAAUACUCAAAUCUCACUGCCAAUUUUCAAAGUCCGAGGGAGAAUUUUGUUUGUUUUAUUUCCACGCUGAAGAGGCUAAUCUGUCCUCCUCCUCCUCCUCUUCCUCUUCCUCUUCCUCUUCCUCUUCCUCCUCCUCCUCCUCCUCCUCCUUCUCCUUCUCCUCCUCCUCCUCCUCCUCCUCUUCCUCUUCCUCCCGCCCACCGAGAGAUAGCACGUUCUGAUCUCAAGAAAGGAAAAUGAGUUUGUUUUUUGUGAAGAAUUUAAGAAGAGGAGGAGGAUGAAUAGAGAGAGAGAGAGAGAGAGAGAGAGAGAGAGAGAGAGAGAGAGAGAGAGAGACUUAGACUAAUAAAUGAAAAAAAUAAUCAAAAUAUAAACUUGUAAAUAAAGGAGGAGGAGGAGGAAGAAGAGGAGAAGGAGGAGGAGGUGGAAUACAAAGGAAUACAAAGAAAAAAACAAACAGCAACAGCAGUACUAGGCCUAACGAGGCUGUCUGUGUGUCUAUUCUACCACUACCACUACAGAUUCAAAGAGGAAGGAAAAACAGGAGAGUAAAGGGAGGAGGAAAGGCUAAGAUGUGAUAGGAAAGAAUGAAAGAAAUUAUAUUAUUCACUACACUAACUAAAAAAAAGAUUUAAUGUAGGCGCUAAGUACGUGGGGUUGCUGCAAGGUGACUGUCCAACCUUGAUUUAAAAGUUUGUAUUACUAUCGACAGUAUGUGCUGGGGGAGAGAGUUCCAGACGUUUACAACUCUAUUGAAGAAGUAAUAUUUUGUCUCGUCUGAUCUGAAGCGCUUACCUUACAACUUUAUUGAAGAAGUAAUAUUUUGUCUCGACUGAUCUGAAACACAUACCUUUAAUCUUGUAACGAGUGGUGUUGGAAUUGUUAAUGAUGAGAUAAUUGUUUAUAUUUACGUUAACAAGGCCCUGACACAUCUUAAACAGUUCAAUUAAACCUCCUCAUUCACCGUUUCUGUAAACUGAACGAGUUAAAUUCACGAAAGCGAGGAGGAGGAGGAAGAAGAGGAAGAGGAGGAGGAGGAGGAAGAUAAUAUGCUCAUUGUGUGUGUGUGUGUGUGUGUGUGUGUGUGUGUGUGUGUGUGUGUUUGCCUCAGUAAUAAUCAAAAAAACAAGACAAACAAACAAACAGACAAACAAAUAAGCAAAGAAAAUUUUAUUAUUAUUAUUAUUAUUAUUAUUAUUAUUAUUAUUAUUAUUAUUAUUAUUAUUAUUAUUAUUACUACUACUACUACUACUACUACUACUACUACUACUACUACUACUACUACUAUUAAAAUACUCAAAACACUGCCAAUAUUUUUUCUCUCUCUCUCUCUCUCUCUCUCUCUCUCUCUCUCUCUCUCUCUCUCUCUCUCUCUCUCUCUCUCUCUCUCUCUCUCUCUCUCUCUCUCUCUCUCUCUCUCUCUCUCUCUCUCUCUCUCUCUCUCUCUCUCUCUCUCUCUCUCUCUCUCUCUCUCUCUCUCUCUCUCUCUCUCUCUCUCUGGUGUUUCAAUAAUGUGUGUGUGUGUGUGUGUGUGUGUGUGUGUGUGUGUGUGUGUUAGAUUUAAACCCUCCUCCUCCUCCUCCUCCUCCUCCUCCUCCUCCUCCUCCUCCUCCUCCUUCCUUCCUUCCUUCUUACCGCCUCGCCCCUCACCCUCCCCCUCCCCCCACUCUCUCUCUCUCUCUCUCUCUCUCUCUCUCUCUCUCUCUCUCUCUCUCUCUCUCUCUCUCUCUCUCUCUCUCUCUCUCUCUCUCUCUGUCUGUAUUUAUAAUUUGUAUAUAAUUGUAUAUAAUCUUGGUAAUUACUUUGGAUUACUUGUUAAUAAUUUCUAGUCAGUCAGUAUAAUUUUAGUGUAACUGUAAGUGUAAUUAUUAUUAUUAUUAUUAUUAUUAUUAUUAUUAUUAUUAUUAUUAUUAUUAUUAUUAUUAUUAUUAUUAUUUCAUGUCCGUGUUUGCAUGUUUUCUUCUUCUUCUUCUUCUUCUUCUUCUUCUUCUUCUUCUUCUUCUUCUUCUUCUUCUUCUUCUUCUUCUUCUUCUUCUUCUUCUUCUUCUUCUUCUUCUUCUCCUCCUCCUCCUCCUCCUCCUCCUCCUCCUCCUCCUCCUCCUCCUCCUCCUCCUCCUCCUCAUCCUCCUCCUUCUCUUUUGUUUUCAUUAUUUAGACACUACUACUACUACUACUACUACUACUACUACUACUACUACUACUACUACUACUACUACCACCUGUGUACCAUUGCCUUAGAAAGUAAUAGGCCCAGCUUGUACCUUGUAAUGAUUUCAGCCUACCUUUUUUGUAGGCCUAGAAAAUACUUGUUACUAUGCCUAUGAAAUUAAUUAAUGGGAGGCCUAUGUAGCGAAGGAGGAAAGGAAGGAAAAUAAAGAAGGAAAAUAGAAAAAUAAAUAAAGAGAAAGAAAGAUUAGUUUAAGAUUGUGACAUACAAACAAACAAACAGACAUACAUACAGACAGACAGACAGACAGACAGACAGACAGGUGUUGUGUACGUGAGGAAUACGUACAUGUGUGUGUGUGUGUGUGUGUGUGUGUGUGUGUGUGUGUGUGUGUGUGUGUGUGUGUGUGUGUGUG